Oryza brachyantha (malo sina) is the source of this 2850-nucleotide messenger RNA. Its product is annotated as chromatin assembly factor 1 subunit FSM-like. Gene Ontology annotation, cellular component: CAF-1 complex; nucleus. Gene Ontology annotation, biological process: nucleosome assembly. The record is from RefSeq and is a predicted model, not a curated record. NCBI's taxonomy places the organism in Eukaryota, Viridiplantae, Streptophyta, Magnoliopsida, Poales, Poaceae. The coding region runs from base 154 to 2595 and encodes 813 amino acids. The transcript is spliced from 13 exons.
AAAAACAUCGAGAGAGGAUUGCCGUGCGGUUGCUUCCUCCAAAGCCGUUUCCUUGCCAAGAAUUGAGAGAGAGAGCGAGCAAAGGAGAGGGAGAGCGGGGGAUUUCGCGAUCAAUCUGGGUGAGCCCGCCCCCGCACGUCCGCGAUCCGGCCGAUGGAUGCUGAUGAAGCAAAAGAAACAGCUACGGAUGGUGCAGCCAGCGAAACUGUUUCAAUGACACUUGAUGUCCCUUCUGUGCAUGAACCAAUGCAGAGGAUCAAGAAGCAGCCAAAGAGGAAAAGAGCCUUGGUGGAUGAAGAAGCUUCAUCUGCUGGGUUUCAGGGAGAGAUUGGUGCAUUGUUUGAUUAUUACAAGGAGGUCUCUGGUUAUCAAUUGAAACCAGAGGAGAUUGGCUGCACGACGAAUGACUCGAUUAUAGCUUGCUUGCUGGAGGAAAGCAAUCUUCCCUAUGCUAAGUUAGUGGAUGAAAUCUACAGAAGGAUGGAGCUCCGAGAUGGCGUCACAAAGUCUUUAGUCAGAAGCUCCGUGGAUCACAUUGGUGAGAGAAUGUCAUAUGGGAUUUCUGAUAUACAUGAUCAGGUGUUGGUGGAUGAGUCUAAAUCAAAGCUUUGGUGUUGGGAGACAAGAGAUUUGGAGCUAUUACCUCCACAACUUCAUGGGAGUUUGCAGAUCAGACGUAUGGCUCGGAAGCUAAUCCAUGAAAGGAUUCUGGCUAUUUCAGGAACUCCUAAAGUUCAUGUCAAUGAAAACACUGGAUCUGUAAGUGCUAUUCAGGAUGUAUUAAAUCUUGACGGCAUUCGCUCUUUGGUGGAGAAGUUAAAAUCAGACAUGGCUCAAAAGGAUAGCAAAACAACAGAGAGAAGCAAUUUGAAAGCUUUAAAGGAACAGACAAGGAUAGACUGCCAAGUUCAAAAGGAGCAAAAGCAUAAAGAAAGGGAACUUAAGCAUAUCAAAGAAAAAGCGGACAAAGAAGCAAAACGUGCUGAGAGACAAAAGGCUGAACAAAAUAAGCGAUUAAAGAAACAUCAGGAAGCAGAAAGGGAGCAGAAGAGGACAGAGAAGCAACAAGCAGAACUGAAAAGACAGGCUUGCAUUCAAAAACAGGCAAACUUCAUGGAGAAUUUUCUUAGAGGAAGAAAGGCUGGCAGCAUGGAAAGCCCUGGUAAUCACCAUUCAGUGGGAAGUCCACAUUCUAAUGUAAUCAGCAAGAUUGAAGAUUGUGUUUCUUCAGCUACAUCAGCAAUGGAUUGUACAUUGUCUGCAGAAAAUCAGUUGAGAUUGGAUGAAAUAUGGAAAUUGCAGAUUGCUGGAUGGAGAAAACUCUCUCGACAGAAAAAAAUAUGCCGAUGGGGUGUUAGGAGGAACCCUAAGAUUGAGUUGUGUAAAGAGCUUAAGCUGCAAAAGUGUGCUGCAACUGCAUCUUCUGAAUUUAUGUCAACUCUGAUUAAAGAACAGUCAUCUCAAAUGGAACGCCCAGGAAGCCUUAAUUUCUCAAAAUUACUUGAUGAAUCGUAUGGUGAGAAUGGUGACACGUCUGAAACUACUAAUGCUAACACACCCUCUUCGGUUUGUCUUGUAAGGAAGCUUUUACAGUUUGAUAGAAGUUAUAGACCAGCAUACUAUGGUACAUGGCGAAAGAAGAGCUCUGCAGUUUGUGCAAGAUACCCCUUUAAGAUGGAUCCCCUUUUGGACUAUGAUGUUGAUAGUGAUGAAGAAUGGGAAGAGGAGGAACCUGGUGAAAACCUCUCUGAUUUUGACAACGAUGAUGAAGAGGCUAUGGAUGAGCAGGAUUCCAAACAUGAUGCUGAAGAGGAAACUGAUAACAGUUUUGUAGUUCCUAAUGAUUAUCUAUCAGAGGAUGAGGGCGUGCAAUUUGAAUCUGGUAAAUUAGAUGACACCUGCAGGUUAUUGAUCAUUCCUGGGGUUGCAAUUGAAGAACUUAAUGUUGUUCUUCGACAGCAGAAGGCUCUUCAUAGUUUCACUAAACAUGCUCUUGACAGGGACAGGCCUUUAGUCAUAUACAACCUAGAUCAUGGGAAAGCUGACCUGCUGGAUGCUGAAGAUAUGAAUGGAAUAUUUAGGGUAGAGCAACUCUGUUUGCAAGCUCUCUGUAUGAGAGAGUACCCUGGGGCUCCCAUAAUUGAUAUUCCUGUCAACAUUACUUUGACCACGGAAGAUCAGGAAAUUGGUCAACCAAAGAAAAAGGGACCUAGCACACCUGUGGCCUCCAAAUUAAUUCCAGAUUCUGACUUGCCAAAAGUUGUAAAGCUUAUUUCAUCAUGCCCUUAUGGGAUAAGCAAAUUGGUGGAGUCAUUGCAUAUGCAAUUUCCUCGUGUCCCUAAGUUUCAAUUGAAGAACAAAAUUAGGGAGAUAGCUGACUUUACCAAUAACCGUUGGCAGGUUAAGAAAGAAAUCUUGGACUGGUGUGGUUCAUCUGUUCCAUUAGAUAAAGGCGUCCAAGAGAUGCAGACUAAUGAAUCGGGAGAUUCAGUUCAACACUCUCCUCAAUCGGACGCUAAAUUGAAGAUACACAAACACCAAAUUGAUGCCCAAGGGUCAGGUGGCAGCACAUCUCCUUCUGACCACGAGAAUUGAUAGACACAUGCUUAAAACAACACUACACCCCACACCAUUGUAUAUACUUAGCUUGUUAGGUUGUACAAAAUACAGACAGUUUUUAAGUUUCAGACUUUGAGAGAGUAGCAAGUAGGAUUUUUCUCAUAUAGUGUAAUGCAUCUAAGUCCCUUGUAGAAAUGGUGGUGGUUAUGUAAAUAGGCUUUUACACCUCAUGUCAUCCUCCAAACAAAGGUGACUGUGUAUGUUCUGUCAUCAGAAGCUGCACUUAGUGUA